AUGAAGAAUUCUCCUGUAGAGUCAACGUCAUCAUCGUCGUCUCCAGCUGAUAAUCUUCUUCUGGAAGACUUCGGGCAGAAGGUGGAUCUGACCCGCAGAAUUCGCGAGGUUUUGUUGAAUUACCCGGAGGGAACGACGGUGUUGAAGGAACUUAUACAGAACGCCGACGAUGCCGGAGCUACUAAGGUCUCUUUGUGCCUCGAUCGCCGUUCGCACGGCACCCAAUCCUUGCUCUCGGAUAAGCUUGCGCAGUGGCAGGGCCCUGCAUUGCUUGCUUACAACGACGCCGUUUUCUCCGAGGAUGAUUUUGUUAGUAUUUCCAGGAUUGGGGGGAGUUCUAAACAUGGACAGGCUUGGAAAACUGGUCGCUUUGGGGUUGGCUUCAAUUCGGUGUACCAUCUCACUGACUUGCCCUCUUUUAUAAGUGGCAAAUAUGUGGUAAUAUUUGAUCCUCAAGGAGUUUACCUCCCAAAUAUCUCCGCUGCAAAUCCUGGAAAGAGAAUUGAGUUUGUUAGUUCUUCAGCCAUCUUCAUGUACAAAGACCAGUUUUCUCCAUAUUGUGGUUAUGGUUGCGAUAUGAAAAACCCUUUCCAUGGAACUUUUUUUCGUUUCCCUUUGAGAAAUGCUGAUCAGGCAGCCAAUAGUAAGCUCUCCAAGCAAUCAUACAGUGAAGAUGACAUCAGUUUGAUGUUUGAUCAACUAUAUGAGGAAGGAGUCUUCUCACUACUUUUUCUUAAAAGUAUACUGUCAAUAGAAAUGUGUGUUUGGGAUGAUGACAUGCCUGAGCCUAGGAAGAUAUAUUCUUGCUCCGUCAACUCAGUGACAAAAGAUAUAAUUUGGCACCGCCAGGCACUACUGAGACUGUCAAAUCCAACAGACUCCCACGACUCUCAAAUGGAUGCAUUUUCACUGGAGUUCUUAAGUGAGGCAAUGGGGGGGAAUCAUUCUGACAAGAGAACUGACACUUACCAUAUAGUGCAAACAAUGGCAUCAACAUCCAGUAGGAUAGGUUCUUUUGCUGCAACUGCAGCAAAGGAUUUUGACAUUCACCUGUUGCCUUGGGCAUCUGUUGCUGCAUGUGUUUCAGAUGAUUCAUCUAAUGAUAAUGUUUCUAAAGUGGGCCAGGCAUUCUGUUUCCUCCCUUUACCUGUCAAAACUGGAUUAAAUGUGCAAAUUAAUGGAUACUUUGAGGUGUCGUCUAAUCGUCGUGGGAUUUGGUAUGGAGCUGACAUGGACAGGUCUGGGAGAAUACGUUCGGUCUGGAAUAGGCUUCUCUUAGAGGAUGUUAUAGCUCCUACUUUUUCUUAUUUAUUGCUUGGUGUGCGGCACUUACUUGGGCCAACAAACUCGUAUUACUCAUUGUGGCCAACUGGUUCUUUCCAAGAGCCAUGGAAUAUUUUAGUUGAGUGCAUUUAUAGAAGUAUCAGUGACUCUCCUGUGAUGUACUCAGAGGUUCAAGGAGGGACAUGGAUUUCACCAGCUGGAGCUUUUCUUCAUGAUGUGGAAUUUUCAAGUAAAAGUAAGCAAAUCAGCGAGGCUCUUGUACAGCUAGGAAUGCCUGUGGUUCAGUUGCCAAAUAGCCUAUUCAAUAUGUUCUUAAAUUCUGCUUCUGGCGUACAGCAUAGAGUGGUUACUCCUGAUUCAGUACGCAACUUUCUUAGAGGUAGAAGUUCUACAAGUGUAAUCGACAGAUCCUCUAACCUUAUGUUGUUGGAGUAUUGCCUUGAGGACCUGGUUGAUGAUGAUGUUGGUAAACAUGCACUAAACUUGCCUCUGCUUCCUUUGGCAAAUGGUGACUUUGGAUCAUUGUCCGAAGCUUCAAAGGGUAUCUCUUACUUUAUUUGCAAUGACUUGGAACAUUUGCUGCUUCAACAAAUCUCAGAAAGAUUGAUUGAUAAGAAUAUCCCUCCCAACAUAUUGAGCAGAUUGUUAGCUAUUGCAAGGGUUUCUGGAGCAAAUAUAAAAGUAUUCAAUCUGAAUGAGUUUCUUUUAUUAUUUUGUAAAUUUGUGCCUGCUGGAUGGAAAUAUCAAAUGGAAGUCCAUUGGGAUCCAAGUACAAACUCCAAUCAUCCAGCUACAUCAUGGUUUGUGCUGUUGUGGCGCUAUCUUAAGGAUCAAUGUGAAAAGUUGUCCUUAUUUGGUGAGUGGCCAAUCUUGCCAUCACUUUCUGGGCAUUUGUAUCGACCAUGUAGGGAGAUAAAAUUAUUGUGUGUAGACAAAUUGUCUGAGAAGAUGCAAAAUCUCCUCGUUAAGAUAGGAUGUAAGAUACUAAACAGCAAUUAUGGCAUUGAUCAUCCUGAUUUAUUUCACUAUAUGUAUGAUGCUGAUGGAGUUGGUGUUUUGAAGUCUAUAUUUGAUGUGUUUACUUCAAGUGACAGCAUUGAACAAGUAUUCCUCCAGUGUUUGACAGCAGAAGAGAGAGAUGAACUACGCCAUUUUCUUCUGGAUCCAAAAUGGUACAUUGGUAACUUUAUGGAUGAUUCUGACAUAUUGGAUUGCAAGAGGUUGCCUAUAUACAGUAUGCAUGGUCAAGGAUCCACUGAAAAUCUUCAGUAUUCAAACCUGCUGAAUCCUCAAAAGUACUUGCCCCCUUUGGAUUGUCCUGAGAACCUCCUUUCUAAUGAAUUUGUCUCUAGUUUGUCAAGUACCGAAGAGGAGGUGCUGAAUAGAUAUCAUGGUAUUCAAAGAAUGAGCAAGGCACAGUUUUAUAGCCAACACGUGCUAAACAGGGUAAGGGAGUUGGAAACUGAUGUGCGUGACAGCAUUAUGCUUUCAAUUCUCAAACAGCUGCCUCAAUUGGGUGUAGAAGAUGCAUCUUUUAGGGAACAUCUUAGCAAUUUGGAAUUCCUUCCUACAUCUAUUGGUUCUUUGCGAAGUCCAUCCGUGUUGUAUGAUCCCAGGAAUGAAGAGUUAUAUGCUUUAUUGGAUGACUCUGAGAGCUUUCCAUGUGGUGUUUUUCAGGAAUCAGAUGUUUUAGAUAUGCUGCAAAGUUUGGGUCUUAAGACAACUAUUUCUACUGAGACGAUAUUACGAAGUGCUAGGCAAAUUGAACGGUCAAUGCAUAGCAGUCCACAAAGUGCUCAUUCAAAAGGUAAAGUGCUUCUUUCAUAUCUAGAAGUGCAUGCCAUGAAAUGGUUACCUGAGUCGACCAAGAAUGACCAACGAACCGUAAAUAGAAUUUUGUCAAGAGCUACAAGUGCAUUUAAACAUCGUCAUGCCACAUCUGACUUUGAAAAAUUCUGGAAUGAUCUCCGAAUGAUUUGCUGGUGCCCAGUUCUUGUCUCUUCUCCAUAUCAGUCUUUACCAUGGCCUGCUGUCUCAUCUAUGGUUGCCCCUCCUAAGCUUGUAAGGCUUUACUCAGAUUUGUGGCUUGUUUCUGCUAGCAUGCGGAUAUUGGAUGGAGAGUGCUCUUCCUCAGCAUUAUCACAAUAUCUUGGUUGGUCUUCUCCACCUGGGGGAAGUGUAAUUGCUGCACAAUUGCUUGAGCUUGGGAAAAAUAAUGAACUUGUUACUGAUCUGGUGCUUCGGCAGGAAUUGGCCUUGGCAAUGCCUAGAAUAUCCUCAAUAUUAAGUGGCAUGAUUGGUUCAGAGGAAAUGGACAUUGUAAAGGCUAUUCUAGAAGGUAGCCGAUGGGUUUGGGUUGGAGAUGGCUUUGCGACCUUGGAUGAGGUUGUGCUUGAUGGUCCUCUUCAUUUGGCUCCUUAUAUACGAAUAAUUCCUUGUGACUUGGCUGUUUUCAGGGACCUAUUUUUGGAGCUUGGCAUUCGAGAAUUCUUGAACCCCAGUGAUUAUGCUCAUAUUUUGUUUAGGAUGGCCACUAGGAAGGAGUCCUCCCCUCUUGAUCCCCAGGAGAUAAGGGCUGCCAUUCUCAUAGCGCAACAUCUGGCUGAUAGUCAGUCUUAUGAUGAUCAUAUUAAGAUCUAUCUUCCGGAUAUGUCAUGCAGACUUUUUAAUGCUGCAGAUUUGGUCUAUAAUGAUGCUCCAUGGUUACUGGACUCAGAGGAUUCUGAGAGAUCUAUGGGUAACACAACAAAUAUGUCUUUACAUGUAAAACAAAUUGUUCAAAAGUUUGUGCAUAGGAGCAUAUCUAAUGAUGUAGCAGAGAGGCUUGGUGUGCGCUCUCUUCGGAGAAUGGUGCUUGCAGAGAGUGCUGACUCUAUGAAUUUGAGUUUGUCUGGUGCUGCUGAAGCAUUCGGGCAGCAUGAAGCGCUAACAACCAGGCUUAGACAUAUACUGGAAAUGUAUGCUGAUGGGCCUGGUAUUUUGUUUGAGCUGGUUCAGAAUGCAGAAGAUGCAAGAGCUUCCCAAGUGACUUUUUUGUUGGAUAAAACUCAAUAUGCAACUUCAUCUGUUCUUUCUCCUGAAAUGGCUGAUUGGCAGGGCCCUGCUUUGUAUUGUUUCAAUGACUCUGUUUUCAGUCCUCAAGAUUUGUAUGCAAUUUCACGUAUUGGUCAAGAGAGUAAGCUGGAGAAGCCAUUUGCAAUUGGAAGGUUUGGACUUGGAUUUAAUUGCGUUUAUCACUUUACAGAUGUUCCAUCUUUUGUUUCAGGGGAAAAUAUUGUCAUGUUUGAUCCUCAUGCCUGUAAUUUACCUGGAAUUUCUCCUUCGCACCCUGGGCUGCGGAUUAAGUUUGUUGGUAGAAGGGUUUUGGAACAAUUUCCUGAUCAAUUUUCUCCAUUUCUACAUUUUGGUUGUGAUUUGAAGCAAUCAUUUCCCGGCACUCUGUUCCGCUUUCCUCUGAGGAGUGCUACCAUGGCUUCCAGAAGCCAAAUAAAGAAAGAAGACUACACGCCAAAUGAUGUAUUGUCGCUCUUUUCUUCUUUCUCAGAAGUUGUUUCUGAGACUUUGGUUUUUCUACGCAAUGUGAAGACAAUAUCCAUUUUUGUCAGAGAAGGGUCUGGUACUGAAAUGCAAUUACUGCAUUGUGUUCGCAAGCAUCAUGUGAGUGAGUCUGACGCUGAAAGCAGUCAAAUUUUUAAUGUUAUGUAUGGAAAUCAGCAAAACUUAUUUGAUAGAGGUCAGUUCCUUGACAAAUUGAGCAAGUCCAUAGGAGCUGAGUUGCCAUGGAAGUAUCAGAAGAUUGUCAUUUCAGAACAGAGCACAUCUUCUCGAAAGUCACAUUUGUGGCUAACUUGUGAAUGCUUGGCUAGUAUUCAUGGAAAUAAUAACUCUUCAACCUCUGAUAUGAAGUUUCAUAAGUAUGUUCCCUGGGCUUGUGUUGCUUCUCAUUUGAAAAGUGUAAACAUUGAGAGAGAGUUGAGUGAAAAUGCCAUAGAUCCUGGUGAGAUUUUUCACAUUACUCCUGACUUAAUUCAGGUACCAAUAAGUACAACACAGGACAGAAAAAUUUUUGAUGGUCGUGCCUUCUGUUUCUUGCCACUUCCAAUAAAUACUGGUCUUCCUGUGCAUGUCAAUGCAUAUUUUGAAUUGUCUUCAAAUAGAAGGGACAUAUGGUUUGGAAAUGACAUGGCAGGGGGUGGAAAGAAACGGUCUGAUUGGAACAUGCAUCUCCUUGAAGAUGUGGCGGCCCCAGCUUAUGGUCGGUUACUUGAAAUAGUUGCACAAGAAAUUGGCCCUUGUGAUUUGUAUUUUUCAUUUUGGCCAACAGCGGUAGGAGUUGAACCUUGGGGACUACUGGUCCGGCGGCUUUAUGACUUUAUUUCAGAAUUUGAACUUCGUGUAUUAUAUACAAGGGCCAGGGCCAGAGGGGGGCAAUGGAUCACAACAAAGCAAGCUAUUUUUCCUGAUUAUUCUUUUGAGAAAGCAAGUGAACUUGUGGAUGUCUUGUCAGAUGCUGGAUUACCUGUGGUAAUGAUGCCUAAGGUACUCGUCGAGAAAUUUAUGGAGAUCUCCUCAUCUUUGCAUUUUCUUACACCCCAAUUACUGCGGAGAUUGUUAAUUCGGAGGAAACGUGAAUUCAGGGAUAGAAGUGCAAUGACCUUGGCCCUUGAAUACUGCUUGCUGGAUCUUAAAUCCCCCAUUCAAUCUGAUGAUUUCUAUGGUCUACCACUAAUACCUCUUUCUGAUGGGUCAUUUACAAAAUUAGAGAAGAGGGGACUAAGUGAACGAAUUUUCUUUGCACAAGGUGCUGGGUAUGACCUUCUGAAGGAUUCAGUGCCUCAUCAACUUGUUGACUGCAACAUUCCUGAUUUCCUCCAUAAGAAGUUCUGUGAUAUAGCUGAGAGCGAGGAUUUUAAUAUUUCUUUUUUGACAUGCCCGUUGCUUGAGAAACUAUUUCUGAGAUUACUUCCUGCAGAUUGGCAGCAUGCUAGACAGGUGAUUUGGAUUCCUGGAUCUGAAGGUCAUCCUAGCCUGCAAUGGAUGGGCCAUCUAUGGAACUAUCUGAAGUCA
Messenger RNA from Coffea eugenioides, 6351 nucleotides. Its product is annotated as sacsin-like. The record is from RefSeq and is a predicted model, not a curated record. The transcript is spliced from 3 exons. The annotation marks the transcript as partial. NCBI's taxonomy places the organism in Eukaryota, Viridiplantae, Streptophyta, Magnoliopsida, Gentianales, Rubiaceae. Gene Ontology annotation, molecular function: Hsp70 protein binding.